UGCUGCUUCAUUGUUAUGUUGCAGCUGCCUAUCCACAGAGCAGUGAGUAGAAACACGGAAUCCAAAAACAGCAUCGAUUCGGAUCCCGGAAAAUACCACCUGCCAUGGAAGACGACCGAUCGGACAGUUCCGUGACUUCGAUCGAAGACGAUGACGAGGAGCGGACGGACAACACGGAAAACCUGUGCGAAAACCCGACCAGAGACAUCCUAACGGAGGGAUUUUUCCGCCUGUUCAAACCUGUGAUCGAUGAUCUGGAGAACAACAUCCGGGGGGCACGGAUGAACCAAGUGGAACUUCGCCAACAGCUGGACGAGCUGUCUGUGCAAAUGAAAAAUCUCAACUUUGAAAACGAUCCCCAGCUGCACGAUUAUUUCAAACGGAUGGUUCACAUCAAGCAGAAAGUGGUGGUGAUAAUGAACAUUUUGCAGGGAGCUCAGGAGCGCCUUGUGGCCAUAUGCCAGCAACAGGAACUAGCGGCACCUCCGCCCUUGGUUCAAGACAAAUAAACGUAAGCUGAUUCCUAAUUGAAUAUUACUGAACAAAUCUGUUAGCUUUAUGUAUUCCUUAAUUUAUUCCCUAUUUUAAUCAUCAUUAAAUGAAACAAACAAUAACACAUAACAAA
This is a messenger RNA of Aedes aegypti (yellow fever mosquito), 625 nucleotides long. It is a transcript of the gene Snapin, whose product is annotated as SNAPIN protein homolog. Gene Ontology annotation, cellular component: BORC complex; BLOC-1 complex; synaptic vesicle. Gene Ontology annotation, molecular function: SNARE binding. The transcript has 2 exons. Bases 105 to 509 code for a protein of 134 amino acids. The record is from RefSeq and is a predicted model, not a curated record. Gene Ontology annotation, biological process: intracellular protein transport; synaptic vesicle exocytosis; lysosome localization. Lineage: Eukaryota; Metazoa; Arthropoda; Insecta; Diptera; Culicidae.